AUGGUUUUUUUCUACUUUCUUUCUCUUCUUUUCAUUGUUGUUUUUCUACUCAAAUCACUCUUCAAAUCCUCCCAUGGAAAAAAACAAUUGCCUCUCCCUCCUGGCUCUAUGGGUUAUCCUUACAUAGGUGAAACCUUCCAAAUGUAUUCUCAAGACCCUAGCAUUUUCUUUAUCAACAAAAUUAAAAGGUUUGGUGAUAUGUUCAAGUCUCAUAUUUUGGGUUGUCCUUGUGUGAUGAUUUCAAGUCCAGAAGCAGCAAAAUUUGUGUUAAACAAAGCUGAACUUUUCAAACCAACAUUUCCAGCUAGCAAAGAAAGGAUGUUAGGGAAACAAGCAAUUUUCUUUCACCAAGGAAAUUACCAUACUAACCUUAGAAGACUUGUUCUUCGUACCUUCAUGCCUGAAGCCAUCAAAAGCAUUGUUCCCAACAUUGAAUCCAUUGCUCAAUCAUGUCUCAAAUCAUGGGAGGGAAACUUAAUCACCACUUACCUUGAAAUGAAAACAUUCACUUUCAACGUUGCACUUCUAUCAAUUUUCGGAAAAGACGAAAUUCUAUACAGAGAAGAUCUAAAAAGAUGCUACUACACACUUGAAAAGGGGUACAAUUCAAUGCCAAUAAACCUUCCAGGAACACUAUUUCACAAAGCUAUGAAAGCAAGAAAAGAACUAGCUCAGAUCUUGGAACAAAUAAUCUCAACAAGGAGGUGCAAAAAGCAAGAUUACAAUGAUUUGUUAGGUUCUUUCAUGGAUGAAAAAGCAGGACUCAGUGAUGAACAAAUAUCAGAUAACAUCAUUGGUGUCAUUUUUGCAGCUCGUGACACAACUGCUAGUGUACUUACAUGGAUUGUUAAGUACCUUGGUGAAAAUCCUAGUGUCCUUGAAUCUGUCACUGAAGAACAAAUGUCUAUAUUAAAAGGGAAACAAGAAAAUGGUGAAGAAAUUGGUCUAAAUUGGGAGGACACAAAAAAUAUGCCAAUAACCUCAAGGGUCAUACAAGAGACAUUAAGAGUAGCAUCAAUUUUGUCUUUUACUUUUCGAGAAGCAACGGAAGACGUUGAAUAUCAAGGGUAUCUUAUACCAAAAGGAUGGAAAGUUUUACCACUUUUCAGAAACAUACAUCACAGUCCAGAAAAUUUCAAAGAGCCUGAAAAAUUUGAUCCUUCAAGAUUUGAGGUUGCUCCAAAACCUAAUACUUUCAUGCCAUUUGGCAAUGGGGUCCAUGCAUGUCCUGGCAAUGAAUUAGCAAAGUUAGAGAUUUUGGUUCUUGUACAUCAUCUAACCACAAAGUACAGGUGGUCAGUGGUUGGUGAAAAAAAUGGAAUUCAAUAUGGUCCUUUUGCUCUUCCACAAAAUGGAUUACCAAUCAAAUUAUAUUCCAAGAAAUAA
Lathyrus sativus (Indian pea) is the source of this 1386-nucleotide messenger RNA. The record is from the annotation of a GenBank genome assembly. Lineage: Eukaryota; Viridiplantae; Streptophyta; Magnoliopsida; Fabales; Fabaceae.